UAAUUGUCGCCUUGUUAUGACGUAAUUGAGGUGCGUGCAUGACAUUGGUGUGGUGUGUAUGUUCUAAACAGGUCAGUAUGGCCUUGUCGCUAUCCGGGUUGAUUCUGCCCAAACUGACACAGCAAAGAGCUUUCAGUGUCUCUGCAGCUGUGGCUGCUAUUCAGAAGUUAACACGAGUGAGAGUGGUCGACAACAGCUCUCUUGGAAAUGCCCAUCACCACCGUCCACCAAAAGUUAUUCACGUUUACACCAAGAAUGGAGUGGGUAAAGUGGGAGACAGAGUCUUACUGGCAAUUAAAGGACAGAAGAAAAAAGCUCUCAUUGUGGGUCAGAAGAUGCCUGGAGCACGUAUGACACCACGGUUUGAUUCAAAUAACGUUGUUUUGAUCGAAGAUAACGGAAACCCCACUGGAACUAGAAUCAAAGCUCCCAUACCAACACAUCUGCGCAAAAUGGAGGGGGAAUAUUCCAAACUGAUAGCCAUUGCUCAACGAUUAGUGUAGAUCCUUGUUUCUGUAUGCUGGAAAAUCCCAGAUGUGCAUUUUCUAUUAUGCUUAGUUUGUCUGUAAAUAAGACUUGUACUUUGCCAUUCAAGAAGUCUGUCGUCAUGGUGGAUUCUUUGUUUAAAAUAAAAUUUGUGGAUGUAACUUA
This is a messenger RNA of Triplophysa rosa, 651 nucleotides long. It is a transcript of the gene mrpl14, whose product is annotated as mitochondrial ribosomal protein L14. Gene Ontology annotation, cellular component: mitochondrion; ribosome. Gene Ontology annotation, biological process: translation. The transcript is spliced from 3 exons. NCBI's taxonomy places the organism in Eukaryota, Metazoa, Chordata, Actinopteri, Cypriniformes, Nemacheilidae. Bases 39 to 503 code for a protein of 154 amino acids. The record is from RefSeq and is a predicted model, not a curated record. Gene Ontology annotation, molecular function: structural constituent of ribosome.